Trichoderma reesei QM6a is the source of this 912-nucleotide messenger RNA. RefSeq lists its product as uncharacterized. NCBI's taxonomy places the organism in Eukaryota, Fungi, Ascomycota, Sordariomycetes, Hypocreales, Hypocreaceae. The annotation marks the transcript as partial. Gene Ontology annotation, molecular function: catalytic activity. Gene Ontology annotation, biological process: nucleoside metabolic process. The transcript has a single exon. The record is from RefSeq and is a predicted model, not a curated record.
ACUUACGAAGACUACACCAUUGGCUGGGUCUGCGCCCUUUCGAAUGAGCAGGCGGCCGCAUUGUUCAUGCUCGAGAAGAGACACGAAGAGCUCCCCAAUCCAUCAGGCGAUUACAAUGCGUACACUCUCGGAAGCAUCGGCAAACACAACGUUGUCAUUGCCGGCCUACCCAAGGGCAGAUCCGGCACCACCAGCUCAGCAACAGUCGCCACCCGAAUGGUGUCAACCUUUCCCAACAUCAAAGUCGGUUUGAUGGUGGGCAUUGGCGGGGGGCUUCCCCAGAGAACACGCCUCGGUGAUGUAGUCAUCAGCUGUCCCAUCGAUGCACAGCCGGGCGUUGUCCAGUGGGAUAUGGGCAAGGCGGAAGACGGCGGCAACUUCAGGAGAACUGGUGCAUUGGCUCCUCCGCCCACGGCUUUGCUCACAGCCCUGGGAAAGUUUGACGCUGACAAGUUGGCUUCACGGAAAAAGAUACUCGGCUACCUGGAGGAUCUCAGACGGAAUCCGAACGUCCCAGAGAGCUUCUGGAAGUCGGAAAUACUCCAGGACGUUGAGUAUCAGUCGGGAUAUAGCCAUGUUCAGGGAGAUGAUUGUUCUAACUGCGACCCAAGUAUGGUGGUUCAGAGAAAGGCGAGAGUGGAAGAAAUGAUGAUUCAUUGCGGUCUCAUUGCAUCCGGCAACCAAGUCAUCAAGGACGCAGUCCUUCGGGAUAAUCUAUAUCAGAGAUUUGACAAGAAACUCCUAUGCCUCGAGAUGGAGGCUGCCGGAUUGAUGAACGAAUUUCCCUGCAUCGUCAUCCGAGGCAUCUGCGACUACGCUGACUCUCACAAGAACAAAGAAUGGCAAGACUAUGCCGCUGCAGUCGCUGCAGCUUGUGCAAAGGCGUAUUUGACGGUCUUGCCGGCGGGUGAG